Molecule: messenger RNA, 2363 nt
Organism: Hyphopichia burtonii NRRL Y-1933
Lineage: Eukaryota; Fungi; Ascomycota; Pichiomycetes; Serinales; Debaryomycetaceae
Gene: SDA1
Product: Sda1p
Exons: 1
Coding region: 20-2320 (766 amino acids)
Biological process (GO): ribosomal large subunit export from nucleus; ribosomal large subunit biogenesis
Cellular component (GO): nucleolus
Source: RefSeq, a predicted model, not a curated record
AGGAACAGUAUUAUUAAGGAUGGGUAAACAAAGAAGAGCUGCUAUUCUCCCGACUAACAUUAUUCUUUUACAGAAUGUUGUUCGUAGAGAUCCAGAAUCAUACCAUGAAGAAUUUUUACAACAAUAUUCCCAUUAUGAAUCACUUCGAGAUAUUUUCUUGAUGGAUCCGAGUGGUAGCCGUGAUAAAGGAGAAGAAUUUGGAGAAUUAAUAGGAUUUGUGAGUGCUGUUUGUAAUUGUUAUCCAAAGGAAACUAGUCAGUUUCCCGAAGAAUUGAAGAACAUUUUACUUAAUAACCAUCGUGAAUUAAAUCCCGAUUUACGUGAAAAGAUAAUCCAGUGUUUAGUUAUGUUAAGAAAUAAAGAUAUAAUCAGUGCCGAAUCAUUAAUUCAAACUAUAUUCCCACUUCUUCAUGCAUAUGGAAAUUCAUCAAACGCAGUUUCAAAUAACGGUCAGCAUGUUAAAGCAUUAAGACAUCAAAUUUAUAGUAGUUUGAUUGCAUUAUUAAAAUCCGUUAAUACAGGGGCCAAAAAUCAAAAGAUUAAUAGAAGCACACAGGCACUUUUGUUUAAUUUAUUGGAAAAAAGAGACCAACAAGGUUUAUGGGCCACCAAAUUAACUCGUGAAUUAUGGAGAAGAGGUAUUUGGGAUGAUUCAAGAACUGUUGAAAUUAUGACCCAAGCUGCUUUACAUCCAGAUGUUAAAGUUUCCAUUGCUGGAGCUAAGUUCUUUUUAGGUGCAGAUAAGGAACGUGAAGAAAAUUUCGAAGAUGACAGUAGUGAUGAAGAAGGCUUUGAUAUGGGAGCCUUAAAGCAUAGAAUGCAAAUCAAUAAGAAAUCUCUGAAAAGAAGUAAAAAACUUGAUAGUGCUGUUAAAGCCAUGAAGAAGAAAAAUAGUGCCAAACACCUGGCAACUUAUUUAAAUUUUUCAGCCAUUCAUUUAUUAAGAGAUCCACAAGGAUUUGCAGAACAAUUAUUCGAUUUACAUUUGAGUGGUAAAAAUAGUAACAGAUUUGACUUAGAUCAAAAAAUUAUGUUUAUGAAUUUAAUAUCUAGAUUAAUCGGUACUCAUAAAUUGACUGUUUUAGGUAUAUAUUCCUUUUUCUUGAAAUACUUAACUCCAAAACAAAGAAAUGUUACUCAAAUUAUGGCUGCCUCUGCACAAGCAUCUCAUGAUUUGGUUCCGCCAGAACUGAUUCAAAUUGUUGUUCGUAAAAUUGCUGAUGAGUUUGUUAGUGAUGGUGUUGCUGCUGAAGUUGCAAGUGCUGGUAUUAAUACUAUUAGAGAAAUCUUAAGUCGUAAUCCAUUAGCCAUUGAGGCUCCUUUAUUACAAGAUUUGACCGAGUAUAAAGGAUCCAAAUCCAAGGCGGUUAUGAUGGCUGCUAGAUCCUUAAUUAGUUUAUAUCGUGAAGUUGCACCAGAAAUGUUAACUAGAAAAGAUCGUGGUAAGGUUGCAUCAAUUGAAUUACAAAAUAAUAAGAACAAUGAAAAUGGUAAAGCAGGUUUACAAUACGGGGUUGAAAGUUCUGUUGUUUCUGGUAUUCCAGGGUUAGAAUUAUUAGCCAAAUGGAGAGAAGAACAAGGAUUGGUUGGAAAUGAAGAUGAAGAGGAUGAUAAAAAUUGGGAAGUUGACGAAGAAGAUGAUGCCGACGAUAUUGAAGGUGAAUGGGUUACUGUUAAAUCUGACGAAGAAUAUGAAUUUAGUGAAGACAGUGAAGAUGAAGAUGGCAAGGAAGAAAUUGAAAAGAAGGAUCAAAAAGCAUCUAAGAAAGAUGAGAAAAGGAAGAAAGAUGAUGAAGUAUCUGAUUUGGAAUUAUCUAACGAUGAAGAAGUGUCAGAUUUAGAAUUGUCUGACGAAGAAGACGAGCAACCACCAACCAAGAAGGCUAAGACCACUGACGCUGCCAUUUCUGCUGAACAAGCCAUGACGGAAUUACUUUCAAGUCGUAUUUUAACUCCAGCUGAUUUUGCUAAAUUAGAAGAAUUGAAGACCCAAGCCGGGGUUGAAAAAAUGAUGGGGGGGAAAACCACUAAUGAAGAUGCAGUUGAUUCGACUACGUUAGUUGGUAAAGUUAAGUAUAAACAGUUACGUGAAGAAAAAAUUGCCCAAGCCAAAGAAGGUAAAGAGGAUCGUAAGUUUGGAUCUAGAAAGGGUAAAAGAGACCAACCCCAUUCUACUACUAAUAGAGAAAAGGCUAGAAAGAAGAAUUUUGUUAUGAUGAUCCAUAAGAAAUCGGUUCAAGGAAAACAAAAAAUGUCUUUAAGAGAUAGACAAAAAGUAUUAAGAGCACACAUUGAUAAACAAAAGAAGAAAGGUUUUUAGACAUAAAUAGAAAUUACACAGUUAAGCUUUUUUGGUGAAACAG